Messenger RNA from Nomascus leucogenys (northern white-cheeked gibbon), 717 nucleotides. RefSeq names its product DNA damage regulated autophagy modulator 1 (gene DRAM1). The record is from RefSeq and is a predicted model, not a curated record. Gene Ontology annotation, cellular component: lysosome. NCBI's taxonomy places the organism in Eukaryota, Metazoa, Chordata, Mammalia, Primates, Hylobatidae. Gene Ontology annotation, biological process: regulation of autophagy.
AUGCUGCGCUUCCUGAAGGGAAUGGCUUUCCUCCCCUUCCUCUUGGUGACCUGGUCGUCAGCCGCCUUCAUUAUCUCCUACGUGGUCGCCGUGCUCUCCAGGCACGUCAAUCCCUUCCUCCCCUACAUCAGUGAUACAGGAGCAACACCUCCAGAGAGUGGUAUUUUUGGAUUUAUGAUAACCUUCUCUGCAUUUCUUGGCGCAGCCACGAUAUAUACAAGAUAUAAAAUAAUAGAGAAGCAAAAUCAAACCUGCUAUUUCAGCACUCCUGUUUUUAACUUGGUGUCUUUAGUGCUUGGAUUGGUGGGAUGUUUCGGAAUGGGCAUUGUCGCCAGUUUUCAGGAGUUAGCUGUGCCAGUGGUUCAUGACGGGGGCGCACUUUUGGCCUUUGUCUUUGGUGUCCUGUACACGCUCCUACAAUCUAUAAUCUCCUAUAAAUCGUGUCCCCAGUGGAACAGCCUCUCGACAUGCCGCAUACGGAUGUUCAUCUCUGCCGUGGCUUGCGCAGCUGUCAUCCCCAUGAUUGUCUGUGCUUCACUAAUUUCCAUAACCAAGCUGGAGUGGAAUCCAAGAGAUAAGGAUUAUAUAUAUCACAUAGUGAGUGCGAUAUGUGAAUGGACAGUGGCCUUUGGCUUUAUUUUCUACUUCCUAACUUUCAUCAAAGAUUUCCAGAGUAUCACCCUAAGGAUAUCCGCAGAAACCAAUGGUGAUGUUUGA